Messenger RNA from Rosa chinensis, 1073 nucleotides. Its product is annotated as heavy metal-associated isoprenylated plant protein 39. Bases 412 to 804 code for a protein of 130 amino acids. The transcript is spliced from 3 exons. Lineage: Eukaryota; Viridiplantae; Streptophyta; Magnoliopsida; Rosales; Rosaceae. Gene Ontology annotation, molecular function: metal ion binding. The record is from RefSeq and is a predicted model, not a curated record.
UCCUCGACUUUUCCGGAAGUGGUGACCUCUCCAAUGGCUCUGCCCUUCAAAAACCUAAAUGUACCCGCGACACAGCUAGUAUUGACGACGACUCGAUUCAACACUGAUUUUUGCCUUGCCAAGCAAGUUAAAAGGCCCCUGGAUUUCAAUCUUAGAUUCUUAACUUUUUGCGCUUGACCUUUUCUUGUUUGGCUCUAUAUAUUAAACCCCUCUUUGGCACAUAGGUCACUCCGUCUUCCACGAAGGCUUAGUCCUCCAAAGAAAAGUCUUCACUUCUUCUUCUUCUAAUCUUCUUCUUCUGCUUCUGCUGCUUCCCCGUAAAAACCCUCUGCUUUCCUCUUUGUUUAUAACCGGUCGUUCUCCCUAAUAUUUUACUAGCUAAUCUUCGUCAGAGCUUCGGACCCAACAGAAAUGAAGAAGGUGGUACUGAAACUUGAUUUGCACGAUGACAAGGAGAAGCAGAAGGCGUUGAAAGCAGUGUCUGGCCUUUCUGGCAUUGAUUCCAUUGCUAUGGACAUGAAAGAGAGGAAAUUAACUGUGACUGGCAAUAUUGAUCCGGUUGAUGUGGUGAACAAGUUACGGAAAGGUAACUGGCACACUGAGAUUUUGACAGUUGGGCCGGCGAAAGAAGAGAAGAAGGAUGAUAAGAAAGAUGGAGCUAAGAAAGAUGAUAACAAGAAGAAGGACCCGAAUGAGCAAAUUGCUGAGCUUGUGCGAGCCUAUCAAAACUAUAAUCCGCAGAUGACGAGGUACUAUUAUGUGCAGAGCGCAGAAGAGAACCCAAAUGCUUGUGUUAUUUCUUAAUUAAUUGUGUCAUUUAGGACCAGUUAAUGAGGAUUUGGGAGCAGUUUAUAAAGCAAGACAGAUUAUAUAUGGUGGUGGUCUGUACAGUACAACUACAAUUAGCUUAAAUAAGUGUUUGAGAUUUAUCUGAGUUGCAGUUUUGCUGUUAAUGGUGUUGAUGUUGAUUAAGCUAAUCAAUAUGAUCCCUCUUUUUUUAGAAUAAUGUUGUUGACAACUCCAUAUACCAAAUCUUCAUCAAAUUUAUGUUUUGUUUCGAGUUGUUUUGAUCU